Messenger RNA from Pyricularia pennisetigena, 1809 nucleotides. RefSeq lists its product as uncharacterized. The transcript has a single exon. The record is from RefSeq and is a predicted model, not a curated record. NCBI's taxonomy places the organism in Eukaryota, Fungi, Ascomycota, Sordariomycetes, Magnaporthales, Pyriculariaceae. Bases 1 to 1809 code for a protein of 602 amino acids. Gene Ontology annotation, molecular function: protein binding.
AUGCCAAGCCUCAAAACGUCCCUGUACAGGGCAGCGGCCCUGGCCGUCCUGGCCUGCCGAGCCAGUGCCACAAACCAAGAGCAGAAGCCGCUGACAUUCCCCGACGACGCUGUCACAAAAGGGAUGCUGGGUACAGCUGCCGCACUCGACGACCAAAUCCCGGACCCGCAGCCGCCACCGGGAGGAAACUGGCUGGGCUGGGGCGCCGGCGUCUACAACAACCGCUGGGCGGCGAGCGACGCCGUCGUCGACGCCUCCAACGUCGCCAACCUGACCAAAGUCUGCUCCGUGCAGUACACGACCGCCGGCCAGAGCGCGCCGCCCCUCGUCACGGGGGGCGUGGCCUACUACCCGACCUGGUCCGGCCUGAUCGAGGCGCUGGACUACAGGAGCUGCCAAAGGGUGUGGACCAUCAACGUGACGCGCGUCCUCGACCAGUACCGGCCGGGCCCGGUGCAGAACGGCAGGGCCAAGGUGUCGCGGACCACACCGGCGCUGGGCGACGACGGCGAGACGCUCUACUUUGGCACGGUCGCGCACGCCCUCGUGCUCGCCGUCGACCGCAGGUCGGGCACGGUCGUCGACAGCCUGCAGCUCGACGCCAACCCGUUCGCCAUCGUGACGCAGUCGCCCACCUUUUACGACGGGAGGCUGUACGCCGGCGUGUCGAGCAGCGAGUCGGCCGCCUUCCCGGGCCACCCGUGCUGCUCGUUCGUCGGAUCGCUGCACGCCGUCGCUCUCCGCCGUGGCCGGCUCCGGCCGCUGUGGAGCGUGCAGACCAUAGACCAGACCUCGGUCGCCAGCCAAAACUUCAGCGGCGCCGCCGUCUGGGGCAGCCAGCCGUCCAUCGACCCCAUCCGCCGCCAGGUCUUCAUCGGCACCGGCCAGCUGUACUCCCUCCCUCCGGCGUUCGAGGAGUGCCAGCGCCAGACGGCCAACAUCACCGUGGUCAAACAGGGGCUGACGGGCCACGACCCUUGCCUCCCGCGCGCGGCGUACCAAAACUCCAUCCUGGCGCUGGACCUGGACACGGGCCGCGUCAACUGGGCCCGGCAGCUGGGGCCGCUCGACGCCUGGAACGCCGGCUGCAUCGACUUCCCGGGCGUGCCGCCCAACCCGGGCGCGUGUCCGGACCUGCCCGGCCAGGACGCCGACUUUGGCAUGGCGCCGACCUUUGUGCUGGGAAGCGCCGCGACGCCCUUUGGCGUGGACGUGGUGGUGGCGGGCCAGAAGAACGGGAUGCUGUGGGCGCUGUGCGCGGCGUCGGGGACGACGGCCUGGGCCACGCAGACGGGGCCCGACGGGCUGGAGGGCGGGCUGACGUGGGGCGUGGCGGUGGACGAGCGCGCCAUCUACUUCACCAACACCAACUCGCAGCACCGCCCGUUCCCGAUCCCCGGCGGCGACGUCGUGUCCAACAGCGCCUUUGGCGCCGCGAGCCUGGCCGACGGCCGCAUCCUGUGGCUGACGCCCGCGCCCCACAACCACGACAGCUACGUGGCCCCGGCCGUGGUCAACGACGUGGUGCUGGUCGGCACGUCUGGCGCCAGGGGCGACUGGAUCGAGCCCGUCGGGCCGGGGUACCUAACGCCGCUGGACAAGAAGACGGGCAAGGUGCUGAGGCAGAUCAAGCUGGAUGCGGUGCUGAGAGGGGGUCCGGUCGCCGUCCAGGAUUACGUCUUUUUCGGUACCGGUUACGGUGGCAUCCACACCCCCGAGCCGGGCUCUUUCAGCGUCUGGAAGAUCAACGGUGAAGGGGCGAGGACGGCGGAGGAGGAGCAGGUGAAGGGUGGCAUGGGAGACUUGUGA